UCUAGUUCCCUGACCAGGGAUCGAACCUGGGCCCCCUGCAUUGGGAGCACGGAGUCUUACCCGCUGGACCACCAGGGAAGUCCCUCAUCUGUGCAUUAGAUCCAGUAUUUGCUUGUAGCAUAUGUUACCAUUGAUUGUUAAAUAAAUGUAAGGUGUUAGUAUAAGAGAUUGAGUUCACUGGUUUUUAGACACACCUAUUUUAUUUUGGUUUGGUUUCCAUUUUAAGCCUUAAAUUUGGCUCCAAGUAAGUUUUAUUGGCUGGCUCUUUCCAAGAAUCUUAUCUCUGUAACAUGUUUAGCAUAGUGCCUAGCAAUAUUAGGUACUAUAAAUGAUAGAUAUUGAUAUAAUGAUUACUUUUAUUAAAUCAUCAAAAUAGGCUAUGGACUCUGAGGGCAACCAAGACAGCAUGAUUGGAUGAUGCGUUAGCUGCUUUAAAGAGGACAAAGCUCUUGAGGAUAUGGAAAGUCUAAUUAUGAUUAACCUCCAUGUAUAGAAAGUAUUUAGAUUAGUUUUUUUUUCAGCUUUAUUAAGAUAUAAUUGAUAUAAAAUAUAACCGUACACAUUAAAGUGUACAGUUUGAUGUGUUUUGAUAUGAGUUAACACCCAUGAAACCAUCACCCCCCAAAUUCCAAAAUGCCCUUUUAUAAUCCUUUCAUCCUAGCCCCUUCCCACCUAUUCUUAUCCCUAGGUAACCACUGGUCUGCUUUCUGUCACUACAGACCUGUGGUGGACAGACUUGGGAAAGACCAUUGCUAGAUGUGAAAGCUUGGGGUAGGCGAGAGGUCCUACUGUACCUUCCUAGACAGAAAGGCUUCAAAGUGGGACUGGUUAAGCCUGUCUUAAUCAUGGUCUUUCUGAGUUACCCAAACUCUGAUCUGCUACAAUGGCAUCCGAUGACUUUGAUAUAGUGAUUGAGGCCAUGCUGGAGGCUCCCUAUAAAAAAGAGGAGGAUGAGCAGCAAACUAACGAGGUUGAAAAGGAGAGCCCUAGUAACAGCACCAGCUGCACCGGCAGCAGUGGCAGUGGCACCAGUGGGAGCAGCGCCAGUGGGGAGGCAGGCAGGAAGAAGAGGAGUCGGAGCCAUAGUAAAAGCAGGGAUAGAAAACGCAGUCGUAGUCGAGACCGUCGUAGGCGGAGAAGCAGUCGGAGCCGGAGUCGAGAUCGGCAGCGUCGUCACCGCAGCCGUAGCUGGGAACGUCGACAUGGUAGUGAGUUACGAAGUCGAGACCGACGUCGUGAGGAUCGUGUGCGCUACAGGAGUCCACCACUUGCCACUGGGCGUAGGUAUGGACACAGUAAGAGUCCUCAUUUCCGGGAGAAGAGCCCAGUCAGGGAGCCAGUUGAUAAUCUGAGUCCUGAGGAGCGGGAUGCCCGCACGGUGUUCUGUAUGCAGUUAGCUGCCCGCAUUCGGCCUCGAGACCUGGAGGACUUUUUCUCGGCUGUUGGCAAGGUUCGAGAUGUACGUAUCAUCUCAGAUCGGAACUCACGUCGUUCUAAGGGCAUUGCCUAUGUGGAAUUCUGUGAGAUCCAGUCUGUGCCACUUGCCAUUGGGCUGACCGGACAGCGGCUGCUGGGAGUGCCUAUCAUUGUACAGGCCUCACAGGCUGAGAAAAACCGACUGGCAGCCAUGGCCAACAACCUGCAGAAGGGCAGUGGUGGACCAAUGCGCCUCUACGUGGGCUCCCUGCACUUCAAUAUCACUGAGGACAUGCUCCGGGGCAUCUUUGAGCCCUUUGGCAAAAUUGAUAAUAUUGUCCUGAUGAAGGACUCAGAUACAGGCCGCUCUAAAGGUUAUGGUUUUAUUACGUUCUCUGACUCUGAGUGUGCCCGCCGGGCCCUGGAACAGUUGAAUGGCUUUGAGCUUGCUGGUCGGCCUAUGAGGGUUGGCCAUGUGACGGAGCGACUGGAUGGUGGCACAGACAUCACUUUUCCUGAUGGAGACCAGGAUCUGGACCUGGGAUCAGCGUGUGGACGUUUGCAGCUCAUGGCCAAAUUGGCAGAAGGCUCUGGAAUCCAGCUGCCGACCACCGCUGCUGCCGCCCAAGCUGCUGCCUUGCAACUGAAUGGAGCAGUUCCUUUGGGGGCCCUGAACCCAGCGGCUUUGACUGCUCUGAGUCCGGCCCUGAACCUCGCCUCCCAGGCAAUCGCCUCCCAGUGCUUCCAGCUUUCCAGCCUCUUUACCCGCCAAACCAUGUAAUUAGUGGUGCAGUCCACUGCCUACCUGUGCCUCUGGGUCCUGCCACUCCCUUCUCCACGUCUACCCUUCCAUGGCCCCUUCUCUCCAUUCUGUGGACCAAACCAUCCUGAGGGUGUGAACAUUGACGGUGGGGGAACUGGGACCCCCUAGGACACCAAGAAGAGCUCCUGCCCACCGCAGCCGCAGUGGGAAUGGACUCUGGUGAGCAAAGCUGCCAGUUGAAGAGAACAGAAUCUGCACUUGAAUUGAACAUCUGUUUCUCUGUAUUUAUCGUCUCCUGGGAUGACCUUCCUUGCCCUUUACAACCACCUCUUACUGAUUCCUUGAUUCCUCCCCCAUUGGGAAGGCCAUAGGGCAUUAACUGAAGGAACUAACCGCUCUUUGCCUGCCUGCACCUUUACCGUACAGUCUGUCACGGAAAACCUUUAAGACCUCUGGUCUGUGAGGACUUUGGGGUUUGAGGGAGUGAACCUUGAAAGUGCUGGCUUGCUGCUACAAGGGCCCUGGAAGAUAGCACAGACAUGUGUGUUGGGAAGCCUGCCUUAAACCUUAGCUUGGGGCCAGAACUGCUACUGUGGGCUCAACAUCUUGCUGGGAGGUGUGGGAAUGAUCUCUCCUGCCAGCCAUUUUGGAUGUCUUAGGGGCAUUCGGGAGUUCAGUGAAAGGUGGGGUACCUUUCUGGUAUCUUCCAUCUUCCUUUGUGUAGUUGUCCUUCCUUUGGCCCAGGGUGGGAGGAUGGAGGGGAGGCUGCUUCUCUCCACCACUUCCAUGUGCCUCUGGAGACUGUGGGCUCAAGCCCAGCUGGGCACACGUGAGUCCUUCUCACUGUAUUUUAUACCCUUGUGUCUGUGUACAUAAAUAUAAAUAUAUAUAUAUAUAAACUUUGUACAAAAGGCAGGUCCCACGGUUGUGGCGGCGGCUGCCCAUGUGUGGUCUCGGUCCAGUGGUGUGUCUGUCUGACGUUAACUUCUCCUGAGCCAAAACCACGAACGGUUCUAGGGAUAUAAAACAUUUGUAAUGCUA
Molecule: messenger RNA, 3220 nt
Organism: Delphinapterus leucas (beluga whale)
Lineage: Eukaryota; Metazoa; Chordata; Mammalia; Artiodactyla; Monodontidae
Source: RefSeq, a predicted model, not a curated record